AAGAGUCCCGUGUCGAGCACGCGGACAUGAAGACCGUGCGAGCGAUGCCUCGCGCUUUUUUUUACCCACGCAGACCUAACGGGGAUGUGUCCGAGUAGAAGUCGCGUGUGAGAGCGCUUGUGCGCGGCGUGCGGCGCUGUGUCGAGUCAGCGGUAGCCCGUGAAAGCCAUGGCCGCUCAGUGCGACUCUGCGGGCGGAUACCUGCCACACUCAGACCCGGGCUCCAACAGCGAGCGCAGCGCGGACUCCCCGCUGCCUGUGUCGGAGGAUGACUCCGCUGGACCCCCAGCCCCGCCCGACCCCGAGUGGACGGAGGAGAGGUUUCGGGUCGACCGCAAAAAGCUGGAGAUCAUGCUACUAGCCGCUGCAGAAGGGAGGGUGAACGGAGGCGAGGAUUUCUUUCAGAAGGUCAUGGAGGAGACCAAAACUCAGAUCGCAUGGCCUUCGAAGCUGAAGAUAGGAGCGAAGUCUAAGAAAGACCCGCAUAUCAAAGUGAGUGGGAAAAGGGAUAAUGUGAAGGAGGCCAAAGAGAAGAUCAUGUCUGUCCUUGAUACUAAGAGUAAUCGCGUGACCCUGAAGAUGGAUGUGUCACACACUGAGCACUCGCAUGUCAUUGGGAAAGGGGGCAACAACAUCAAGAAGGUGAUGGAGGACACAGGCUGCCACAUACACUUUCCAGACUCCAACCGCAACAACCAGGCAGAGAAGAGCAACCAGGUGUCCAUCGCCGGCCAGCCGGGGGGAGUGGAGGCAGCGCGAGCCAGGAUCAGGGAGUUGCUCCCCCUGGUGUUGAUGUUUGAGCUUCCUGUCAUAGUCCAGCUGAACCCUGACCCCAGUUCUCCAGCCAUCCAGCACAUCUCACAGACCUACAACAUCUCUGUAGCCUUCAAACAGCGAUCUCGACUCUACGGGGCUACAGGAGUUGUGAGGGGCUCACAGAACAAUGUCGCUGCUGUAAAGAGGGGCACGGCCGUGCUGCUGGAGCACCUGGCUGGCAGCCUGGCCAGCGCCAUCACGGUGAGCACGCAGCUGGACAUCGCACCCCAGCACCACCUGUCCAUGAUGGGCCGCAACGGCAGCAACGUCAAGCACGUCAUGCAGCGCACUGGUGCCCAGGUCCAUUUCCCCGACCCCAACUGCCCCCAGAAGAAGUCCACCGUCUACAUCCAGGGCACCAUCGACUCUGUGUGCCUGGCGCGCCAGUACCUCAUGGGCUGCCUGCCGCUGGUUCUGAUGUUUGAUAUCAAAGAGGACGUCACCGUAGAUCCACAGUGCAUCGCCUCCCUCAUGGAGCAGUUGGAUGUGUUUAUCAGCAUCAAGCCCAAACCCAAACAGCCCAGCAAGUCAGUGAUAGUGAAGAGUGUGGAGAGGAAUGCUCUUAACAUGUAUGAAGCCAGGAGGUACCUCCUGAGGCUGGAGUGCAGUGGGGUGUCAAUGUGUACCACCUCCUCCUCCACCUCCACCUGCAGUCCUCCAGCUGUCCCCGCCCCACCUCUCAGCUGCCCCGUGGGCCUGGACAUCCUCACCUCAGCCGGAUUGGGCCUCACCAGCCUGGGGCUGCUGGGGCCAACGGCCUCCUCUCUGAGUGCUCCGACCACCCCCAACUCUCUUCUCAACGCCCUCAAUAGCUCCAUCAGCCCCCUACAUGCUCCCUCGUCUGCAGUGCCUAGUGCCACGCUCUGGUCCAGCACACGGGGUUUUUCCUCACCACUCAUGAUCCAUCCGGCGACGCAGGCCACACUGACCAACAUCCUGCUGUCUGGAGUCCAGAGUUUCACCCAGAACACGCCCUCUCCACCGCCUGGGCUGGCCCCCAUAGACUCACAGGUCAACGGAGUCCCAGAGUGCAGCAAAGCCGUGCCCUCCCUCAACGGCAAGCAGCACCCCAUGUACAGUAGAAUUUCUGCUGCAUCCUUGGCUGACAAGGUUCUGAAUGCGGCUCAUGGAGAGUCUGUCCAGGAGACAAGCGCCCACUGUCCAGCUGAGCCUCUGUCCAGCAAGUCCAGCCAGGAUCAAGGCUCUGAUACAUUUGUGGAGGUGGGUAUGCCACGGAGCCCCUCUCACUCGGGCAGCAGCAGUGAGUUGAAGCAGAUGCUGGCCUCCUGCAAAACAGGCUCAGGCAAGAGGCAGGCUGUGGAGUUAUUGCAGGGCACCAAGAACUCUCAUCUACACUCAGACUGUUUGCUCUCUGACUCUGACUCCAGUGCCUCGGAGAGCCCAGUGUCUGACAAGCGAGCCCCAGGCAGCGAGAGGGCGGCCGAGAGAGCCGCCCAGCAGAACUCGGAGCGCAUCCGCCUCCCGCCGCAAGCCCCUUUCACCAACAUGCAGGCCUUUGACUAUGAGCAGAAGAAGUUACUGGCAACCAAAGCCAUGCUGAAGAAGCCAGUGGUGACAGAGGUGCGCACUCCGACCAACACAUGGAGCGGUCUGGGAUUCUCCAAGUCCAUGCCCGCGGAGACCAUCAAGGAGCUGCGUAGGGCCCACCACGUGUCCUACAAACCAGCCAUGUCCACUACGUAUGAGGGCUCGCCGCUAUCGCUGUCACGCUCCGGAAGCAGGGAAGGUGUGGGAAACGGCAGCGACUCGGACAAUUGGAGGGAGAGGAACGGGAGCGGGAUCCCAGUGCCCAGCGACUUCCCAGCACCCAUCAGCCCAAAGAGGAAGCAGAACAAGACCGUGGAACAUUACUUGAGCAGCAGCAACUACAUGGACUGCAUCUCCUCGGUGACAGGGAGCAAUGGCUGCAACCUCAGCACCUCCCUGAAGGGCUCAGAUCUGCCGGAGCUAUUCAGCAAGCUGGGCCUGGGGAAGUACACGGACGUCUUCCAGCAGCAGGAGAUUGACCUGCAGACGUUCCUCACGCUCACUGACCAGGACCUGAAGGAGCUGGGUAUCACCACAUUUGGAGCACGACGGAAAAUGCUGCUUGCGAUCUCAGACAUGGAAGGCCUGACAGCUUUGCUCUUGCAGACAGCUCAUCCAUCAUCGAGUGUCCUCGCACUCCUAGGGAGACACAUGACCUUGUUUAAGGGCCAAAGUUCAUUGAGGCUGUGAGAGGCUGAUCGGAUGGAGUCAGAUGAGACAGAAUCGGACACUCUGGAGUCUGAGUCUGUCUGGCAGCCUCGGCGAGCUUGGUCUCGAUGGCUUGCUCUGUGCGGUGCACAUCGGCAGGGAAAGACUUGGUGACCUCCAAGGACUUCACAUUCACCUGCUCUUAGUCAAUACAAGGACUAUUUCAUAACGUAGUAGAGGGCAGUGCUGGAGCAGUGUGCAAGUGUGACUGGGAUUUAUUGUAGUCCAGUGAAAUUGCAGUGAGAACAAAACAAUAAAUGGGACAGGAGACUAAAAAACCAGGAAACUAGAAAUACAAAGAAACUGCAUAACACAGAGGUCUAACAGGACAAGGAAACAUGAAGAACAAUGAGCCAGGCAAGCAGAAAAACAGGUAAAUACAUGAAUACCAACAGUACCAACCAAAGACCAGGAAUACAUAUACACACAAAGGGGAGAUUAACAAGGAACAACUGGGGACAAUUAAAAGACGGGGCCAAAGACAAGACAAAGAGAGGGACCAGACAAGGGCCUUGAGUUGGGGGGGAGCACAGAACCAAAACAAAAUCUUGAUAUUCAGAUUAUAAUAAAUAAUCCAGAUCUUUUCAGUCAAUAACAAUCCCUAUAACCUGAAAAACCUAAACGCUCCAUGAACGUUAUAAUUUCUUCAGUUUAUCACUAGGGGGCACUAAAACACAAAUGAACGCAAUACCUAAUGCGUUAAACUCCGUCCCUUUUGGUGUUUAAAUUAUUCACCAGUAGCCAUAGUUUAUUAAUAGAAACUCCUUUGGAAUACCGAAAUUACUGGUGGAGGAUGUAGUGUUUCAUUAAUGAUGCGUCACUUUAUUUGCAAGGGUAAUUAUUUAGUGUUCUGACAGAAAUAGUUUUUUUUUGUUUGUUUGUUUGUUUUUUACAAAUGUACGUGGUACAUAAUAAGGUGCUUAUUGAAUAUUUAAAGUCUUUAAUCAAACAAGUAGCCCUUCCAGAGAAAUCUCUGCAUUUCAAUCUCUAUCAUCAGUUAGUAUCCUUUUAAGUCCAACCACUGCAAUAAACAUCACAACUGCACAUCUGGAGUCUUGUGACAGAGAGAGACACACGUGUUGGACGUUGGAAACUCAGACGUUUCAUUAGUGUUAAUAAUAUUUGAUGUUUCGUGAUGUCCAAACAGCUGCCAUAAAUCUCUUAAUUAUAGAUAUACUCACGCAUCUUAUUUGUGGAUCAUAAUGCUGGUUUGCCUAUUACAGAUCUAACCAUUCACAUAAAUGGAGAUAUUUAUCAAAGCCCUUUCUUGUUACUUGUUAUACAUUCUUGUUAUAUAUUUUUUUAAUUUGAUGUAUUUUAUGUGACAAGCCACA
Molecule: messenger RNA, 4406 nt
Organism: Electrophorus electricus (electric eel)
Lineage: Eukaryota; Metazoa; Chordata; Actinopteri; Gymnotiformes; Gymnotidae
Gene: bicc1
Product: BicC family RNA binding protein 1
Cellular component (GO): cytoplasm
Molecular function (GO): RNA binding; protein binding
Source: RefSeq, a predicted model, not a curated record